Molecule: messenger RNA, 1086 nt
Organism: Penicillium salamii
Lineage: Eukaryota; Fungi; Ascomycota; Eurotiomycetes; Eurotiales; Aspergillaceae
Source: the annotation of a GenBank genome assembly
AUGGACUCCGCAACCCAGUCCCGUUUCGAUCUUAUCGCCUCGAACCUUCAGGAAUUCCUGAACCCCGAGAUCAUUGAGAAGAUCCUGAUCGAAGGUCGCUCGCCCCGUGUUUACUGGGGAACAGCGACAACCGGUCGACCCCACAUCGGAUACUUCCUGCCCGCACUCAAGAUCGCGCAGCUCCUCAAGGCCGAUUGCGAAGUCACAGUUUUGCUUGCGGAUAUUCACGGAUUCCUCGAUAACUUGAAGGCUCCUCUCGAAUUAGUUGACAACCGCGCCAUCUACUACCGAAAUGUUGUCACAGCCCUCGUUCAGUCUGUGGGUGUCGAUACCUCCAAGUUGAACUUCGUUCUCGGAAGCAGCUACCAAAAGUCCCCGGAGUACGUCAUGGACGUUUACCGCAUGGCCUCCAUGGUCUCCGAGAGUGCUGCCAAGAAGGCCGGCGCCGAGGUCGUUAAGCAAACAGGCAAUGCGCCAUUGUCCGGACUGCUCUACCCCAUUCUUCAGGUUCUUGAUGAGCAGCACUUGAACGCCGAUUGCCAGUUGGGCGGAGCUGCCACGGAAUGGCUUCCUAAGCUCGGAUACCGCGUGCGAGCACACAUUAUGAACCCGAUUGAUCUCCUUGACGAUGCGGCAGCCGUUGCCAAGAAGAUCAAGAAGGCGGAGUGCUUCCCUAAGAUCGUUGAGGACAACGGUGUCCUCUCAAUUGUCGAGAACAUCUUGCUUCCCGCUGCCGUUCUUAACGGCCACGGCGAGUUCCGCGUUGAGCGCAGAGAGGGCGAGCCUUUGGUCUACACCUCUAUUGCUCAAGUGAAGGAGGACUAUGCCCAGGAUAUCUUAACACCUCAAAUCCUGAAGCCUGCAGUCUCUGCUGCUAUGGUUAGCCUCAUGGCUCCCAUUCAGGCUGCCUACGAGACUUCCGCCGAGUGGCAGGAGAUCACACUGAAGGCCUACCCGCCUCCUGUUGUGCACAAGAAGGUGAAGAAGCCCAAGGACCGAGGCACUCGCUUCCCUGGUGCGAAGCAAGAGCAAGAGAAGGCUUCGGAAGAGGUGCCCACCGAGAAACUUGCCGAAACCAGCAUUUAA